Danio rerio (zebrafish) is the source of this 1156-nucleotide messenger RNA. The record is from RefSeq and is a predicted model, not a curated record. Lineage: Eukaryota; Metazoa; Chordata; Actinopteri; Cypriniformes; Danionidae.
CCCUUACCUUUUGCAGGUUUGGUUCGACUCGAAUGUGCUGUGGAACUCAUAUAAGUUUUGUCAAAUUCUAACGAUUGCAGCUCCAAGGAAUUUAUUUUGGAGACCAGACAUUGUUAUAGCAGAGAGCGUCAAGACAGAGAUCGGAACAGUAGAGUCUUCCUAUGUGCAAUUGGUCUUUUUUGGCUAUGUGGUUUUGCCUGAAGUUUUGUCUCUGAACACAGUCUGUAAGCUGAACCUCUACAGGUUUCCCUUCGACACCCAGAGCUGCAAUAUAACAAUUCAGUCUGUGGCGUAUUCAAAUGUGGAUCUUAAACUUGAGACAUUGCAUGAUACAGGCGUUCUUACGAAUUCUUCCAAGCAAUCCUUUCAGUCCCAGGGAGAGUGGGAGCUCCUCAAUAUAAGCACAUCUAAGUCUAAAGUCUUCCUUAUGUUUGGCUACGCAGAUCAGCUGAUAUAUCAGAUCACCAUCAAAAGAAGACCUCUACUGCAUGUCAUCAACAUUAUCCUACCAGUGUUCUUCUUCCUUGUGCUGGACGUGACCUCCUACUUCAUAGACACAGACGGAGCCGACAAGCUCAGCUUUAAAGUGACUUUACUGCUGGCUAUUUCUGUGCUGCUGCUGAUUCUUAAUGAUACCCUGCCCUCUACGACUUAUGAACUUCCUCUGAUCGGAAUUUACUGCAGUGCGAUUUUCAGUCUCAUUGGCAUCAGCAUACUGGAGACCAUUCUUGUGAAUUUUUUGAGGGCUAAAGGAGCUAAGAUCCUAUCUGCAUCAGCUGCUGUUACUGGACAAGAUGAUGGUGUUAGUGGCCCUCCGGUCGAUCAAGACAGGGAUCAAAAAGAGUUUCAGAUUGCAAUGUGGUGGAUAAAAGUGGCAAGAAUAACAGACAUGAUGUUCUUGAUUCUCUAUCUACUCACCAUUGUUGUGUUUCUGUCUGUGCUUGGGAAAGUUUGGUACAUACACUGAUCUCAUAUUAAUGAAAUGACAAAAAUGGAAACUUGUUAACACUAGAGCAACCAGAAUUCUAUAACUACUAGAAAAUGAUCACAUGUGGUCAUACAUAAUAUAUUUACAUUCAAAGCUUCUUUUGAGAUAUUAAAAUUAAGCUUGCAUCAGGGGUAUUGCUAGACAUAAAGCUCUACUGGGAACGGACCC